This is a messenger RNA of Cimex lectularius (bed bug), 953 nucleotides long. RefSeq lists its product as uncharacterized. The record is from RefSeq and is a predicted model, not a curated record. The coding region runs from base 336 to 893 and encodes 185 amino acids. The transcript has 4 exons. NCBI's taxonomy places the organism in Eukaryota, Metazoa, Arthropoda, Insecta, Hemiptera, Cimicidae.
AAUCUUUGAAACGUCACUUAUUCCAGAUAUACCGUCCUUGGGCAAAGCGAAACCAAAGGUUGCCGUCUAAGUUCCCAAAUAUAGGUUAGAGGACGAAUUCAUGGUAACCCCUUUGGCCACCUGUCGAUCCGAACGGUCAUUACGUGUUAAACGGUGUCGAACAAGGGCGGAGGUUUAUUAUUUUUUGUAUUUUCCAUUCGCCCGUUUUGUUUUCUCACGAAAUCAAAAAAUCAUGUGCGCUAUUUUACCAAUCACCUGUAUAGACUAUCGUACGCUCACAAACAACACGGAAUCCCUUGACGCGCGUUCACGUACAUUUUAAUUUUUCGGCACGAAUGGAUAACGAAAGGAAAAGCAUGUUGACAGACAGGCUCCAAGAAAUGUUCGCGGACCUUUUGGAUUCGACCAAAAAUCCUGACAGCGAAGUGACAGUCGACACUCUCAAAGCUAUCAUUAAAGGCGCUUUAGGUGAUAGGUACACAGAAAGCCAAUUAGACAAGGCUCUCGAGGGUCUCGGCGUUCCAAAGAACGGUGCUAUAAAGGUGCACGAAUUCUGCGCCCAGCUCGCCACACCGACCGCCUACGCCAUCAAGCAAAUGCGGGAGGACAACUUGGGGACAUGGCUCACGGUCGGAGAAUGGCAGCAGGUGAUGGAAAGGCUCGGGAUGAACCUGACCAUGGAAGAAACGGAAAAGAUGCUCCAAAAGACGAAAAAGCAGACGCUCGACGAUGUCGCGAGGGAAAGGCUGGCCCUGGAAAAGAUAGGCAUAGACCUCACAAACGACGACCUGCAAAAGAUCAUUUCAGAUGCCCAAAAAACCGUGAACACACUAAGCUCUUCAUCUGACGAUAGUGAGUAUGAGACGGAAGAAGAAAUCAUACUGUCGGAGUAAGCCUCGUAUAACGUCCGUGUAAAUGACUCAAUACAGUGAACGUCAUAAAUUAACACUUCA